This is a messenger RNA of Homarus americanus (American lobster), 1452 nucleotides long. RefSeq lists its product as uncharacterized. The transcript is spliced from 3 exons. Bases 1 to 1452 code for a protein of 483 amino acids. The record is from RefSeq and is a predicted model, not a curated record. Lineage: Eukaryota; Metazoa; Arthropoda; Malacostraca; Decapoda; Nephropidae. Gene Ontology annotation, molecular function: protein dimerization activity.
AUGGGUGUUUCAAGAUCUCACUUCACAUCUGAUGGGUUCUGCGACUGGAAGCAUUCUAAUAGGCUUGUUGUCCAUGAGCAAUCAAAGGACCACAUUCAAGCAGUUUUGUCAGCAGCAAGUCUUUCAAAGGGAGCUGGAGAUUCCACCCCUGAUGAAGGCCAUAUUGAUGAACUAACUCUGAUAAUCAGAUACUUGGAGCAUGACACACCUGUUGAGAGAUUUGUGAAAUUCUUGCCAAAUCAAGGACACAAGGCUCAAGAAAUGUUUGAAGGAUUAAUGAAGUUUCUUGCAGACAAUGACAUUGACAUUCAAAAUGGUCGUGGGCAAUCUUAUGAUAAUGCAACAUCUAUGAGUGGAAGGUACAAUGCUUCUACACAUCGUUAUGCAAUUCUUAGUGAUUUAUUGAAAACUGUAGCGUCUGGCCCGGUAUCUGUGCCAAAGAGGAUUUUCACAACAAGAUGGUCCUGUCAAGCAGUUGCAGUGAAAACAGUUGUCCAAGGUUAUCCCCCAAUCCGUGAAGCACUUGCUAAAAUAGCGAGAUGUGAAAAUGAGACGAGCAAAACAUGUUAUGAAGCCAAUGGUCUCCAUGAUAAGAUGUGCAAGUUAGAGACUGCUAUUUAUGCUGUGUUUUGGCAUGACAUUCUUGGCAGAGUUGAUGCAACAAGCCAUGCAUUGCAAGAUCCUAAACUCGAUUUGAACACAGCAGUAGCAAUGCUGAAGUCCUUGGAAUGUUUUGUACGAGAAAAAAGAGAUUGCUUCCAUGUUUAUGAGAAGAAGGGAAGGGAAAUGUCAGAAACUGGGGAUUAUUCACAGACACGCAAGCAUCAACGUAAUGUACGACUCAAUUCAUUGGAUUAUGGACGAUCAGAAGAAGCAGCCCUCUCGCAGUCAGAAAAAUUUCGGGCUCAGAAUUUCCUUCCAGCAAUUUAUCAGUUCCUGAGUUCACUGGAUCAACGGUUAAAGGCCUAUGAGGAAACCUGUUCACUUUUCGGGUUCUUAUCUAAACUGGAGUCAAUGAAUUGUGACGAAAUUGAAGCAGCUGCAGCAAAAUUGGUUGCUGAGUUCAAAAAUGAUUUGGAUCAAGCACUUGGAGUUGAACUUGUGCAGCUUACAGCAUUCUUCACUCAAUUUUUUGAAGACGAAGAUGAUGAGAAAGGGAGGGCACAUUACCUUUACAAGCUGUUGAUAGACAAGAAAGUUGUAGAUACAUUUCCAAAUGUUGAAAUAAUGUUACGGAUGUACUUGGUGCUCAUGGUUACAAAUUGUUCUGGAGAAAGUUCUUUCAGUAAAAUGAAGUUUAUUAAAAACAGACUUCGUACUACAAUGUGUCAUGAUAGGCUCAGCCACCUGGCUUUGAUGAGUAUCGAAUAUGACAUCCUCAGAGAGAUUGACUUCGAAAAGUUGAUCAAAAACUUUGCAGCGGCCAGGUCACGUAAAGUGCCUGGUCUGUAA